CACAUAGAAAAAUCCUUACUAUCAGCCUAUAAAUACAGACCCGAGUCUCAGUGUAAGAGGCACACAAGAGUCCUUUUAGACACGGGGACACGGUUGGACACUCAAAGCUUCGGAAUAAUGGAUACCUUCCUAUUUACCUCCGAGUCUGUGAAUGAGGGUCACCCAGAUAAGCUUUGUGAUCAGAUUUCUGAUGCAGUGCUUGAUGCCUGCCUUGAACAAGACCCUGAGAGCAAGGUUGCCUGUGAGACAUGCACCAAGACCAACAUGGUUAUGGUUUUUGGUGAGAUUACCACCAAAGCCAAUGUAAACUAUGAGAAGAUUGUACGCGACACAUGCCGUACGAUUGGAUUUGUUUCUGAUGAUGUGGGACUUGAUGCUGACAACUGCAAGGUUCUAGUUAACAUUGAGCAACAAAGCCCUGAUAUUGCACAGGGUGUCCAUGGCCAUCUGACUAAGAGGCCUGAGGAAAUUGGUGCCGGUGACCAGGGUCACAUGUUUGGCUAUGCUACAGAUGAGACCCCUGAGUUUAUGCCUCUGAGCCAUGUUUUGGCUACCAAGCUUGGUGCACGCCUUACUGAUGUUCGUAAAAAUGGGACCUGCCCCUGGUUGAGACCUGAUGGUAAAACUCAAGUCACCGUGGAAUACUACAAUGACAAUGGUGCUAUGGUUCCAGUACGAGUACACACUGUCCUUAUUUCCACACAGCACGAUGAAACUGUUACUAAUGAUGAGAUUGCUGCUGAUCUUAAAGAGCAUGUUAUCAAGCCUGUCAUCCCUGAGAAGUACCUUGAUGAGAAGACAAUCUUCCAUCUGAACCCAUCAGGGCGCUUUGUCAUUGGUGGACCUCAUGGUGAUGCAGGUCUCACUGGCCGCAAAAUCAUCAUUGAUACUUAUGGUGGAUGGGGAGCCCAUGGUGGUGGUGCCUUCUCUGGAAAGGACCCUACCAAGGUUGACAGGAGUGGAGCAUAUGUUGUUAGGCAGGCUGCAAAGAGCAUUGUUGCCAAUGGGCUUGCUCGGAGGUGCAUUGUGCAAGUCUCAUAUGCCAUUGGUGUUCCUGAGCCAUUAUCUGUAUUUGUUGACACUUACGGCACUGGGAAGAUUCCAGACAAGGAGAUUCUCAAGAUUGUUAAGGAGAGCUUUGAUUUCAGGCCUGGAAUGAUUGCCAUUAACCUAGAUCUUAAGAGAGGUGGAAAUGGCAGGUUCUUGAAGACAGCCGCUUAUGGCCACUUUGGAAGAGAUGACGCUGAUUUCACAUGGGAGGUAGUGAAGCCCCUCAAGUGGGAAAAGCCCCAAGAGUGAAGAUAGUGCCAGUUGUUUGCAAAUGAUCAAUAUGAUUGGUCUUUGCAACUGCUCUCCGAUCUAAGGGUGCCUAUUAUUUGCUUGCCAUUGUGUUUCUUUUUCUUUUCAUUUGUUUACCCUUUCUGUAAUGUUCUUCACUUCUUCUUAUAUGCCUUUGGCCAUGUGAAAGAAUAUAUAUGAACUUGAGUCAUAGCUGAUGAAAACUUGUAGAUGUUGCUGCCUCCAUUUGGAUGGAGUUUACUAGAUUACAACAUGGAAGAAAGGAUCAGCUGCAGAGCAGCCUCAAUUGAUUCAUGCAAUCAUGAAUUCGUUUGUUGA
Messenger RNA from Quercus lobata, 1617 nucleotides. Its product is annotated as S-adenosylmethionine synthase 1. The record is from RefSeq and is a predicted model, not a curated record. Bases 118 to 1299 code for a protein of 393 amino acids. Gene Ontology annotation, biological process: S-adenosylmethionine biosynthetic process. Gene Ontology annotation, molecular function: ATP binding; methionine adenosyltransferase activity. The transcript is spliced from 2 exons. NCBI's taxonomy places the organism in Eukaryota, Viridiplantae, Streptophyta, Magnoliopsida, Fagales, Fagaceae.